ACAAAUUUGCCAUCAUUGCUAUCAUGACUUUAUUAGCUGAUCUAUUACUGAUGCAUCUCGGCCGGCCAUGAUCGUUUUUCGUUUUGCUCUUCAAAUAAUGUGGCAUGAAAUACCGUAGUUCUUGGGAUUUUGAGAAUUCCAGAAGAAUGUCAACUGUGUACGCUUUCAUCAUCAAAUGAUCUUAUACAAAGGAUUUGGCGGCAUGGUGCUAAAGUUUUCUGCAGUAGCCCCUCAGGCACAUGUUGCGGAAUGUAUUCUAUACUUGGCAACCUUACAAGUGUCAUGGACACGGUCUUUCAGCCAAGAGGGAGCAGUGGAUGGAGAGACUAAAUUAUGCCUCAUUUAGGCCAAUCAAAAGGCGACAUGGAGCUGACAAGGAACGCUGAUACGAGACGAUGCCAUUGUUGAGCCGAGUCACACAUCACCGAGGAGAGGGGAAAUGGGAAGUUGGAUCUAAGAAUCGUCCUCGGACACAAUAAUUAUUUCGCUGACAGCCAGAAAACUGAUUAUUACGGAGAAAGCAAUCUGUAGGUUGAGGAAAGACGAAAAUGUUUUCAAUUUCUACCCAAUGCUGAGAAAGAUCCUGUUUCAAUCCCGAAAUGGAUUCCGAACUUCACAUGAAGUGACGCAAAAGUGAACACAGCCGCCCCAUGCACCCGGAUUCAACAUGAUAAUAGAGUGUUUUUAUCGAAGUGUCAAAUAGCACACGAUAUGACAAUACCGGGUGAAUAUCCGGUUUGGUUCCAAUUUUGUGAACGACACAGGGUGUCUAGCCAAUGACCUCUCGCUGAAGUAUCCAUUUCGGGGAUUUCAAAGUCUCACCAUGAAAGAAUCAGGCACAUUAGUUACCGACAAUCCAAACUUGAAUGGGCGACUCAGUGCCAGUUUGUCCAAUGCCAAGGAGAAGUCGGCAAGCAAAGCUCUGAUGGGGCUGAAACACCUGAAGGCAGACGACAUCGGUGUGUUAAGGUACACCCGAUCGUCGGAGUUUGGCACGCAGGUGAAAUGCAGCAAUCACGCCCAUGAUGUCUCUUCUCGGAAACAGGUGAAUAUGUGGCACCGAGAUCAGCGGAUUGCCGUGGACAAACUGGCUCGCGGGCAGCAGAAGAUGUUCCGCAAUCUGAUCCGCGUCCAGAAUGAGAAGAGACGCAUACAGAGACAGGCUCGCAUCAGGAAACAACGAGAGAUGCAGAUUGAACUGAGGGAGAGAGCAGUGCGAGAGAGGGAGGAGGCACAGAAAAGACUGAGAGAUAUGAUCAUGACGGAGGUACACAGCAAAGAGGUUCCAGAAGAUGAUGAGAAAACAUCACCUCGGCCGUUACCUGGGAUCAGAGAGGAAAUCGACACGGAGAUGGGAGAUGUAAGCAAAGGGGAUGCAAACAACUCGGCCUUGACUGACUGGUCCAUUAACUCAAUCAGAUCUUCUCUCUCUGGUGAUAACUCACCAGUUAAAACCACGAGACAGAGCUCAACCACGCCCAAGACGACAUCAAGCCGGUCGCCAUCUGCAACUCAAACUCGAGAAGUGUCACAGGUACUUGAGACAGUCAGCAAAGCCAACUUGUCUCUUUUCCAAUAUGACAAAGAAAAGUCUGUCAUUAAAGAAAGUGGUAUGGGACUCGUUUCCAGGCCUCAUUUCUCCAGAGAAGCCAAACAAUCAAUGGACUAUAAUUCAAACGUAGCUGGUGACACAGAUGUUAGACAUUCCGUCCUCGAUUUCGAAAAAGAUGACAAGGUGCUCGAAUUAAAUUCAAACAUAGUCCUACCCGGGAUUGUCACCAAAAUCCCCAAAGACCCUCCAAGCCAAACAUUUGAGGAUGGAGCGUCUUAUGAAAGCAAUGAUUCGGUUUUUGAGGGAGAUGUCCCAACAGCGGCAUCUAGAGCCAAAGAUCAGACAACAACUGAGAAAACAAAACGCAAACCAAGCGAACGGGCUGGACCGAAGAGCAAGUAUCACAUCGGUAUCGCUAACCGGACCUUCCGCCUGCCUGAGUAUCAAGCCCCGGUCGUGACGAGCGUGGUGCGGUAUCAGCGCAACAGCGCGGGGAGUUUGGUACCGAGUGAAGUGGCAGUCAAGCCGGCAUCGGAGGAGUACAAGUUACCGUCCCGGCGGGCUGAGUACAUGGUGGAGAAAGCUUUGGAAUGGGAGAGGAGGAGAGAAGAUGUCCGAGAGAAGAAGCUACAGGGAUUCUUGGAGAGGAUGAAGGAAUUAGAGCGAAGAGAGAAGAUGGAAUCCCGGCUUGCUACGAGUCUAGACUACGCAAGACACGAUGCAUUUCACCAUCAUCAUCAAGCCCACCAUACCGUGGAUCGGGCCACAAGCCCCCCGCAUCCGCCGACGUACCGCACGCUCCACCGAUCAGCAGGCGAGGCACUGGAGAAGUAUCACCUUAAAGGAGAUGUGCAGGACGUGAAGAAUUGCCGGUAUCUACGGCUGAACGACAAGGGGGAGGCAUCGAGAGAAGACAGGGGAAAGAUGGGUGGGGAGAGGGGUAGAAGGGGUCGGCGAAUGUCCAGCUGGGGGAUGGUGGGUGCGCCUCACGGGGAUGGCUUGUCAACGAGCAAACUGCCACCCAAGCGUGGAGGACAACAUAAGGGUCUUGGAUUUUGAAUACGACAGUAUUAUACUACUACAUUUGUAUCUAGUAUUUUUUGGCAUGGGUGUGACUCCACGGACUGAAACGGGGAUCAAUAUGGAGUGGCGUUUUUUAAGAAAAGAAUGAAAUCUAACAAGUUAUAAGGCUUAAACCAUUAUGUGUCCAAAAAAAUAAUCGUUUUAGUUCUUAACUUCAUAGGCAGUGUGUGUGUGUGUGUG
This is a messenger RNA of Patiria miniata (bat star), 2815 nucleotides long. RefSeq lists its product as uncharacterized. NCBI's taxonomy places the organism in Eukaryota, Metazoa, Echinodermata, Asteroidea, Valvatida, Asterinidae. The transcript is spliced from 3 exons. The record is from RefSeq and is a predicted model, not a curated record. The coding region runs from base 824 to 2611 and encodes 595 amino acids.